This is a messenger RNA of Truncatella angustata, 2523 nucleotides long. RefSeq lists its product as uncharacterized. Gene Ontology annotation, cellular component: nucleus. The transcript has 4 exons. NCBI's taxonomy places the organism in Eukaryota, Fungi, Ascomycota, Sordariomycetes, Amphisphaeriales, Sporocadaceae. The coding region runs from base 1 to 2523 and encodes 840 amino acids. The record is from RefSeq and is a predicted model, not a curated record.
AUGAGGACGCAGGCUUUUCAAGACUUCAGGAACGGUCGACCGGAAUCCCAGGGGAGUUUUGGUGAUGUAAUCCACCCUGCAGAUCCAAUCAACGACAUAUUCGACUCGAUCAUACCAAAAGAAGGGACAGGUCAUGAUAUCCGCCCGUCUAAAGCCCGGCGGGACCCUGACGGCCAAGGCCGUAGCAGCUCUCUACAUUCGAGUAGAAACCAUUUGAAGCAGACGAGUAUUUCCAGCUCAGGAUUCAUCUCGAGUGCGCCGUCUAUUCGAGAUGAUGAGGAGAGUAGUUUUGGCGAUUUGCCACCUAUGCCCAGACCUGGUCGAGGCAAUCCUGGGAACUCAUCGGAUACGUCUGCACAGAGUCCAGAGAGACGUAGUGUGAGAUCCUCGUCUAAACAAAGGAUUCCUGUUCCCCAACGCCGAUCGUCGCGGCUGAGGGCCGAAAGCAAUAGAAGCAGCAGUGACUUUGGAGAUGCUGACGUUAGCGAGAGCACUGCGCUGCCGGAGAAUGCUUUUGAGGAGCUGGAAGGGGCGCGUAGACUUCUCGCGGCGGCCGAGAAAAUCAACUCCGAUUCGUCUCAUCAACGGCAGCCGUCGAUGCAGAGUGAUCGUUCCGCAACACCGCCACCGAUUGGACGGAGGCGAAGAAGGACUGAUCAUGGAUCAGGAGAUGGGAGCGUAGCGCGAAGCUUGGCACCGCCAUCGUCAGAGCCUGUGGUACUGCCGCAAGAUGCAGCCCACUUUCUUCCUGUAUCUCGGAGGCAGAGCCAAGCGAGCCUGGUCAGCUAUCAGUCGAGAAGGAGUUCACACCGACAUACUCAACAAAUGAAUGGCCGCACUGCCACGCUGACUCAACUACCGACAGGCACAGAGUCUGGCUUGUAUCCUCCAGGCACGCGAAGCAGCAAUCGACCAAGGUCGCGCCAAGAGUCUGUUAGAGAGUUCGAUGAAAUUCGCGAAGAGGCAAACCCUUUAGAGAAGUACAAUCAACUACACGCAGACGCUGGAACCAACCGAGUCCCCCGGCACAGCAGUCUUACUGUGAGUGCUGUUUCCCACCGGCCUCGAUCUUCGGCGAAGAGGAUGUUCAGUGACGAUACACUUUCUCUAUCUACGAGGCUUCCAGCCGAUAGACACAGUAUUGCCAGCUUCAGAUCAGGAACCCGGCCAGACUUCUUCAGUUACGAAACUUUUCAGUUGGCUCUCCACAAUGUGACCACUGCACAUCAGCUUCUCAAGUUUAGCGAGACAGUCAUGUGCAGUGAAAAUAUUGAGUUCCUGAACAAGGUUGACGAGUAUCAGAAAGCUCUGACUACCCUUACCAAUGUCUUGAGUUCAAUGCACAAAGGCUUCAUCUCAACAGAUUCAGCCACUCAACUCGAUGUGCCUCAUGAUGUGAUACGAUCGGUUCACAAAGAUAUCAAAGUUCUCGCGCAAAAAACUCUGCCGGGCAUGGGUAGAUUAUUUACGGACAUGCAGGCAAGAAUCGAGGACCUCGUUUUUACUGAUGUUUAUCCGAGAUUCGUCCGGCAUCAACUUGCACUUAGUGCAACACGAGCACUUGCAACUGAUCGCCACAAGUAUGCUGGUUUGGGCGACUGUUUCUGUCUGACCGAUCCCAACAAAGCAGACAACCCCAUUGUCUUUGCCUCGGAUGGCUUCGUAAAGGUGACAGGUUACAGCCGUCCGGAGAUUGUACCUCGCAAUUGCAGGUUUCUCCAAGGAGUACAAACAGAUAGGAAACCUGUCCGGCGACUCAAACAAGGGAUCACUGAAGGCCGUGAAUCAGUCGAGUUGAUUUUGAACUACAAGAAAAAUGGUGACCCGUUCUGGAAUCUUCUUUACGUUGCACCACUGUUUGACGGGAACGGCAAGCUGGCCUUCUUCAUCGGAGCUCAAGUCAACUGCUCGACGACCAUACAUAGCAAUGCCGACAUCAUGAAAGUUCUAUCAGUAUCUGCACUGGGUGAGGAGGAAGACCAACCGAGCAGCAUGUCAAAUCAAGCCGCUCAUAAACAACCCGGUCUGCCAUCGGCACGAAAAGCCUUUCUGAAGGCAUUUGGUGUCCGUGUAGAUGAAGCUAAAGCCUCAAUCGGCCCAUCGGGAAUGGAGCACAGCGUCUUGCAUCGGAUGGAAGGCCUAAACCAAGAUGCGCAGAUCAAGGAAUUCCACACGGCAUACUCAAAAUACCUUGUGGUUCGGGCUGAUACCUUCAUUAUAUCAUACUAUUCGGAAGGCGUGCUAGAAGCUCUGAACCCUGCUAAUAACACUGGUCUGAUAACAGGACAAGAGGUCUUUCGCUUUUUCAGGCAAAAUAUGGUCACCAAGGAGACAGACUAUCGUAGCAAAGUCCGGAAUGCCACCCGGUCAGGUAACCCCAUUAGUGUCGAGCUACGCUUGCAAACACGCCGAAGCGCGAGGUUCCGUGGAGAUGAAGUGUUCACGGCGCACUGGACGCCACUCAAGGACGAAAAGUCGGCGACACAUUGGGUCGUUAUUGCGCUAGCUUCGACUAUAUUCUAA